This is a messenger RNA of Mauremys reevesii (Reeves's turtle), 1119 nucleotides long. RefSeq names its product C-type lectin domain family 4 member F-like. Gene Ontology annotation, molecular function: signaling receptor activity. Bases 27 to 857 code for a protein of 276 amino acids. Lineage: Eukaryota; Metazoa; Chordata; Testudines; Geoemydidae. The transcript has 6 exons. The record is from RefSeq and is a predicted model, not a curated record.
GCCUCAAUAAUAGCUACGUAAGCGCAAUGUGGUUUUGGCUUUCUAUCGACUGGGAUGUCUCCUCACUAGUGAGGGUGAGCCUGGCAGUGCAGAGCUUAGAUGGGCUUCAGCUCCCAUGGAAAUAUUCCUCUUUUUCCCCACAAGCGAAACCUCCUGAGACGCCAGCUGCGCCAUCUCGCAAGACCUCAGACAUCCUCUGUGCCCUGCCCGUUGUUCUGAGCGUGGCUCUGGGCAUCUCCCUCAUUGCAGUGACCGUCAUGUAUUUCCAGGGACAGAAAAGGCUACGAGACGUAGAAGAAGCGGUUCAUAAAAUCAGAGCCUCUCUGCAGCCCACCACCACCUUGGACACCUCAAAGGAGCUGGACACUCUGCAGCUAUUGGAUGAAGUGCAGGCAGGAGUCCGGAUGCUGAAAGCCCAGCUGGGUGACGUGCUGACAAAGCUCUCCAGGGGCUGGAGGUUAUACAGUGGGAACCUCUAUUACUUUUCACAAGAAAGGAAGUCGUGGGACGAGGCCGAGCAGUUCUGUGUGUCUCAGGACUCGCACCUGACCUCUGUCUCCUCCCAGGCGGAACAGGAGUUUAUCUCCAGCGAGACCCAGGGAGAAGAUCACUGGAUUGGACUCACCGACCGGGAGACAGAAGGCAGCUGGCGCUGGGUGGAUGGCACAGAAUACAGAGCAGACGCAAGCAGGGGGUUCUGGGGGGAGAAUGAGCCAAACAAUUAUGAUCCGGAGAAAGAUGGUGGAGAAGACUGUGUUCACACCGAGCCAAGAAAACGGAAUUUGUGGAAUGAUGCCAACUGCACUCAGCCUUUCAGGUGGAUUUGUAAGGGGGCCCAUGGACAGGCUGGGCUGUGACAUGCAGGUCCCAUCAUCUCAGAAAGCACCUUAAUUUCCAAGCUAUGGAGCAUAUUUUCCAGCCACCUGCCAAUGAGGAGCCCUGUGCAUGGGGUGGGGCCGCAUGGGAUGUGCAUCGCAGGGACGCUUUGUCUUGCUGUGAUAUUUCUGGCUGUGGGAGCAACGGCUGUCCUUAUGCCGCUCAGUGUGGCUGGCUCUGUAAUUUGUAUGUUUCCAGGUCCGUCACUGAAUAAUUCUUUGGAUUAUGGAGUUAUUGUUUCAC